AUGAAUAGCUUAUUAUUACCUAAUGAAGUAAUUAAUACAAUAAAAAAGUUGUUAAAAUCUGAUGUUCUUUAUGUAACGCUCUGCCAUUGGCUUGUCCUUCAAUCAUCUAAUAAGUAAAAAGAUGAUUAACUGCCAAAGGUUUAUAAAAGCUAUAUCAUUCUUUGCGAAGAAUCAUUACAUUUAGUAGAUGAACGUUUUGAUAAAGUAUUUGCUUCAAUUAAAUACCUCAACAUCAGUAAAGUAUUAAUAGAUAUGAACCACGAACAAUGUUUUUAGAUUCUAUUCAAUUAUGCUUAAGAUACACAUGCAAAAUCUACUUUAGAAUAGCAGGUUUUUAAGAAUUCUGUUCUUGAUGCUUCAAUUUUUUAAUCACCUCCUAUUAUUUUCACAUAGGCUCGUUUAAAUUUUUUAAAUCACCUUUCUAUGAGUUGGAAAACAGAUUAUAUGAUUAAAAAUUUUCAAGUAAAAAGCUUAGAGAUAUUUAGAUAUGAUAUUAUGAAACUAAAAUAUGUAAAAGCAGGAAAGAGUAAAGCUUACUAGCUCUAAAAUGAAGGGAUAUAAUCUUUAUAUUAAAAAAGCAGUGGAAUGUAACUUGUAAGUUAAAAUGCAAUUCUUAAUAAAUUAAAUGAGUUUUUACCACCUUCAAGUGAUGUUGCAGCAGUAGGAGGAAACGACUUAUGGACUUUAAAAUUUCAUAAUUCAUAUUUGAUUGAAAAUAUGAUAUUUUAAAUAGAUAAAUCAUUUAGAAGAACAGGUAUGAAUGACUUUCACCAUAAAAUAUCUAAAAAUCUACGUAUUCAUAUUGAAGUUAACAAACCAAUACCUCUAAUAUAUUUGAAGGAGAUAAGAUAGAGAUAAAAUCUUUAAGCAUAUGCUGAAUUAAUAUUUUAAAAAACAAUUAUAAAAGAUUUAGAAGAACAUGGUGAAAUUAACGAAUAUACAAUAUUAUAGAGUCGAUCAUAUUGUAAAAGACAUAAUAUAUCUGUCAAAUAAAAUUUUAGUAAGAGCGAUGGGUGGAUUAUUCAAGUUCGAACUGUUUAUAGGGAUAUUUUUUUAAUAAUUAUAAGAGAAAGUUACCUACCACCUGCAUGUGCAUUUUUUCAAGAGUAUUUUAUGAUUAUCUAUGGUGAUCACGAAGGAGAAUAUGACGAUAUUUAAUUAUCUUAAGGUAUAAUUAAGCCUUAUUAACUGCUCUAAUUAAUUACAACUGUAAUCGAUAAUUCGAGAUUUACUCAUCAUAUGGAACAGAGUUAUUAAGAGGCUAUAAUUUAAUAAUCUUUAGAUUCACUUUUAUUUUAGUCUUUCGAUGAUUAUCAUCACCUUAGUACUCAUUGCAAGUUUAUAUCUCAAUUCACAGUGUUUGGUAUACCAUUUAUCAUAUCAAUUCUUUAGAAUAUGAAAUAUAGAUCAUCGAAAGAUGAACAAAUAUUUGAAGAAAUGCAAAGACAAUACUAUCAACCAACUCUCAAGGAAUUACUUUCUAAAUAUAAAGAACUUAUAGAGCAGCUAGAUGGUAAGUUGACUCCUUUUGAAAUGGUCGAGAAGUUCUUGCAAAGGUCCAUGUUUGUAAAUAAUUUAGAAACAAGGCUAAACUGGUUAAAAAAACUCUAAUUUUUCAUGGCAUACUGUAUUGACUAAGCUAUUACUCCCAGGAUGAAAUUUCUUAAUUUAUUAGAAAGCCUUUAUGAUGACGAAGACUAUUUUUCAAGACUUAUUUCUUUUAUGUUAUGCCUGAGAGAAAAGUAAAUAGAAUAACAAGGAGAAAUGGAUGAAAGAAAUGGUAACUUAAUUUCAGGGAAUUCUUAACCUUCUAUGAACUAUGCAGGGUAGAAAAAGAAUGAAUUAUUUUUGAUAAAACACUAAACUAAUUUUUAAUUCGAUUUAUAAAAUUUCUCAGAGUAACCCCAAAGUUAUGAAUUCAAUAUUGAGAUUAUGCAUAUUAUCAUUUCUAGUUAAUCUCUUCUAGAUAUCUUUUUUUUGUCUAAUUAGCCUCAAGUUAUUACCAAAAUUUACAAAUAUUUCUUGAGAACUGAUUGUGAGUACUACAAUUUGCAAAUAGCCUCUGUUUAAAGUAUUUAUCAAUAUUGUAUUGAUAAGAGGCCUACAGAGAUGAGAUUGCAAUUAUUUAAAGGAUUUAUCUAUGACUUGCUAAAGAUCUGUGAAAAAGCUGACUAGAGAUUGGUAAAAUUGUGUUUUGUUACUAUUUACUAAAUAAUAUUAUGUGAUGAAAAUUUGGCUUUACUUCCCCAAUUUGAAUUACUUAAGUAAGACGGUCCUCAUAUUCUGGUAAAUUCAUUAUCGAUAAUAGAUCAAGAAUAAAUAUAGAUAAUUCUAAAGCUUGUAAAGCUACUCAUCAACAGUUUAGAUAUAUUUAUUAAACUUGGUAUCACUAAGAAAUUAGUGCAGUUGAUUUAUAUUUUAGAAGAAAUUGAAGGUAUAAGUGUGUAAGAGAAUACUUUAAUUUAGAUAGAGAGCUUGCUACUCUAAAUUGUAAGAAAAAAUGAAAUUUCUCAAUUAAAGAAUAGCCAAAAGAAAACAAUAUUCAAUUUGAUGAAAAGCACAAAUUCCAAUUCUCCUGAGCAUAUGCUUAAGGUAAUGGAGCUUGUUUAAGAAAUUACAAAGAAAGAUGUUACAUCCAAAAAAUAACUUGGCGUGUUCAUAGUAAAUAAAAUACUAAACUUGUUAUACAUAAUUGACAAAAAGUAAAGCUAUUCAAAAGUCUACUAAAUAUGUUUGGAAAUCCUUAUAAACUACAUUUAAGAAAAUUUAAUUAUCAAAAACAAGCUGUAAAAAGAGAAUGCAUUAAAGGGUAUCCUUACUCUCAAAUUAAAAUAAAUUUCCUAGUAAGAACUAGAGAUAAACGAAAACAACAUUGAUACCUUAAAUGGGCAAAUUGUAGCUUUGUGUGAAGAAUUAUAUGAUAUAAAUAUAAACAACCAAGAAGGAGGUGAAAAUAUAAGUCCUAUUAUGCCAAAAAAGACCAUAACAGAAUUGAUGGAAGAAAUGAAUAACCCUAAGAGAAAAGCUCAAAUAUCAAUUCCAGAGUUAAAGGGUGACCAAAACUAGCAAUCAAAUGAUGAUGACGAUGAUCUUGAAAGUGUAUAUACUCCGCAUCGCUAGAAAGAUAAUGAAUUAUCAGAAAAAGUAUUUAGUCCCUUGCACACAGAAGAAGAAGGAGAUUUAAAGUAAAUGGAUUUCGAUAAAAAACAAAAGCUUGUUUAAUAAGCUUUAAGCAAAUUUAAACUGUGA
Molecule: messenger RNA, 3249 nt
Organism: Tetrahymena thermophila SB210
Lineage: Eukaryota; Ciliophora; Oligohymenophorea; Hymenostomatida; Tetrahymenidae
Exons: 4
Source: RefSeq, a predicted model, not a curated record